Capronia epimyces CBS 606.96 is the source of this 870-nucleotide messenger RNA. RefSeq lists its product as uncharacterized. Bases 1 to 870 code for a protein of 289 amino acids. NCBI's taxonomy places the organism in Eukaryota, Fungi, Ascomycota, Eurotiomycetes, Chaetothyriales, Herpotrichiellaceae. The record is from RefSeq and is a predicted model, not a curated record. The transcript has 4 exons.
AUGCGAGAGGAACACGCCCAGAAAGGUCUCUCCCCUCCCGAUGAAGAGGCGGUCCGUCAUCGAGUCCUAGGGCCGGGUGUACCUGCACACGACCUCGCAACUGUCAAAGAUUUUCGUCGCUUCUACGCCGCUUCAAGUACGGCGCUCCUCAAUGAGGAAGAUCAACUGACUGCCGAGUCCCUCAACGCGGCAGCGGAAAGGUUCCUCGCCGGCUUCCCUCGUGUUACCGGAACGAGAUGGACAACUACGAUCGAAGUUCGUCGGACAUUGACCGAGGAGACCAUUAUGGUGAAUAAGCACCCUGCGAAACAUCUAUUCAGCGACCGUGAUCUCGGUCAUUCUUUCAACACACUUUGGACCAAAGAUGACCUGAUCUUUAUCCCGGAGCGGUACCGCAUCCAGACCACCUUGACUUACACGGGCGCCCGGCUUGGCACAUUCUUCUCUCCAGUACAGGGUACGACCGGCAUUACGGUUGUCAUACAGCGUGUGACUGGCCGAAGGUGGAGGCUCAUCUACAGACUCGACCAGCGGUGGGUGAAAAACAAUCGCGAUCCUGAGAAUAUCGUCUUUAGUGCCGCGGUAAAGGACCAUUCACGGCUUUUCUACAACAACGCCGGUUUUCUCCUCGAUUUGGCCAUCGCCGAUGGCGCUCACUUUAGAUACGAGACUCUCGAGGACGUACGAUCGCAGGAAAUCCCCGCGGGUCAGGAUGAGCUUGUCCUUCAAUUCAUGGACACGGCUUUACAGCGGCCUAUUCUUCGCAAAUACACGAAAACCAGCAGCGUUAUCGACGAGCCAUGCCCCAAAGUGCUUUCGAGAGAAUCUUCAAGACUACGCAGAUUAAUGCUGGCUACCUGCCUGGCUUGA